Molecule: messenger RNA, 675 nt
Organism: Blastomyces dermatitidis ER-3
Lineage: Eukaryota; Fungi; Ascomycota; Eurotiomycetes; Onygenales; Ajellomycetaceae
Exons: 4
Coding region: 1-675 (224 amino acids)
Source: RefSeq, a predicted model, not a curated record
AUGCCUGAAUUCAGUGCUGAAUUCCUUAUUCAGAAUGAGAAUCUCUGGAAGUCAGCAGUAGAAUCAUUGCUAAACACAAUAAUUCUAUCUGAAAGAGAUGAAAAGUGGGGCAAAUUCAUUCUUCAUGAUAUUCCAGUUGAAAUUUUUGACUGUGAAGAAGGAAUGCUACUUCUCAAAAAUGAAUUGGAAGAAUACAACUCCAUUCAACUGAGAAAGGAGCCUUCAAAGAUCUCUGAAGUAAGAGUAGCAGAGACUCAAAAUGUGCAUUCUGUGCCAGAGAUCACAAAACUAGUGAGCAUAAAUGUGAAACAUGCUCAAAAAGAGGUGAAAUUUGUCAACAUACUCUGCUUAAGUGCUCUAAUUGUAAAGAAAAACAUGCAUCUAGCUCUAAAGAAUAACUGGAGAAAAGAUGAAGCUCAAAGUCAAUCUAGAACUGAAGAGAAGAGUCAAGCCAGUAAACUCACAACUGCAAGCUCAAAAAGAAGAAACUCUCAAUUAUCUAAGUCUUCAAACUCCAAUUCUCCAGCAAAAUGUAAACAGAAUUUGAAUUCUCAAACUUCUGUUAAGAUUAGAGAAUUGAGAAAUGACUCUGGUGAUAAACUAGAUAUAAUGCAAGCAGUUGAGAUUCCUACUUUUCAGAACAGUUAUAAUCUACUAUCUGAUGAUAGUGAUUAG